Messenger RNA from Glycine soja, 2418 nucleotides. Its product is annotated as NAC domain-containing protein 53-like. The record is from RefSeq and is a predicted model, not a curated record. The transcript has 6 exons. Gene Ontology annotation, molecular function: DNA binding. Gene Ontology annotation, biological process: regulation of DNA-templated transcription. NCBI's taxonomy places the organism in Eukaryota, Viridiplantae, Streptophyta, Magnoliopsida, Fabales, Fabaceae. Bases 215 to 2029 code for a protein of 604 amino acids.
ACAUCAUAGUUGUUUCUUGGCACAUUCCAACCACCUAGAGCCUUCUUCUACUACUCUCUCUUCCUUAUUCUACGUUUGCAAUUGCAUCAUCCAAACCAAAUCUCUCCCAUUCACAAUCCCAAAUUCCCAAUUCUCUCUUCCUUCUCCACACCAAUUGACAAAACCCUAACCCCCAAAUUCUCCUUCAGCGAUUCAUCUCUCUUGAAUCGAAUCGAUGGCACGGAUGGGCCCAGGGUUCCGAUUCCACCCCACCGACGAAGAGCUGGUGGUGUUCUACCUGAAGCGCAAGAUGACCGGAAACCUCUCCCGCUACGACCACAUCGCCGUUGUCGACGUCUACAAGCUCGAGCCCUGGGACCUUCCCCCUCUGUCGAAGCUGAAGACGAAGGACUUGGAAUGGUACUUCUUCAGCGCGCUGGACCGCAAGUACGGAAACGGGUCGAGGACGAACCGCGCCACCGAUAGGGGCUACUGGAAGACCACCGGAAAAGACCGCCCCGUCACCCACGGCGACCGCACCGUCGGAAUGAAGAAGACGCUCGUUUACCACAGCGGCCGGGCCCCACACGGGCGCCGCACCAAUUGGGUCAUGCACGAGUACAAGAUGCUCGACGAGGAAUUGGCACGUGCCGGCACAGUGCCGGAUGUGUUUGUGGUGUGUAGGAUUUUCGAGAAGAGUGGUUCUGGGCCGAAGAAUGGGGCAAAAUAUGGUGCUCCCUUAGAUGAGAAGGAGUGGGAUGUUGAGGAUGAGCAGGAGGAGGAGGAGGAGGAGAAUGAGCAGAAGGACGUGGCUCCCUUGCUGGUUCCUCAUAACGCGGUGGCUCCUCCUCCUCCCUUGUCGGUAGUUGCUGAUAAUGCGGAGGCUCAUCCUCCUUUGACGGCAACUGUUGAUAAUAAAUAUAUGGUGGCUCCUCCUCCUUCCUUUCAGGCUAAUUUUGAUGAUGAGGUUUUCAAUGCUGGGGCCUAUGUUGAAACCAACGACCUUGACAUGGAGCUUAAUUGGAAUGAUAUAAUUGGGAGUGAUACUUUUCCAUCACUGAACUUUCAUCAUGGGGAGUGUAGUAGCCAUGCUGAGUAUUCCAAAGUAUUCAUCAAGGAUCAGGAGCCAUCAGCAGGCACUUUUGGAAUUUCUCGGCCUGAAAAUGACUGGCCUCUUGAUAUGACUGAGCAACAUGGCGUGGAUACAAAUUCAGUGAACAACAGAGACAAUGGUGAGCUGAUCAAUAUUGGCAAUCAUCUGAAUUUUAAUGAUGCAUCAAAUGAUAUGAAUCUGGAUCUGUUCUGGGAUGCCAACGAGAAUCUUCCGACUGAUGGAUCAUUCUUGGAAUACAAUGAUAUUGCAAUUGGGAAUGGGAGUAGAUCUACUGAGGCUGAUCCUCCUGCGAAUGACAUUCUAGACGAGUAUCUUUCACUCCCUGAUGAUGAUAUUUACAAGUAUAUAUCUUUUGAUUCUCCUCAGAUUCAAGAGAGUGAAAAUUUUAUUCCCAACCAAGGAUCACCUUUCACUCGGCAGAAUGUGGAGGGAGAAACUGCUGAUAAAGCUGUGGUUAGUAAUCAUAAUUCUGAAUCACAAACCAGAAAUGAGGCUUCUUCAGUGCAGAAUACACAUGAGGCAAAGUUUGCACCAGGAAGUACAAAUCCACUUGUUAAGCAGGCCUAUGGUUGGUUAGCCAGCAUCCCUGCUGCGCCUGCACAUGCUAUGGAGUUUCCUGCUAAGGAGAUUGCUCUUGGGCUUCAUCCUGUAGCUCAGUCUUCCCAUCCAGCUCAUAUAACUACAGGUAUGAUCAGCAUAACAGACAUUACUUUAAGAGGCAAUGCGAUGGAUUGGACGAUGGGCAAAAAUGGAGGGUUUAGCACUGUAAUAUCCACUGGGUUUUGUCAACCGGAUGUUAAUUCGGAUGCUUUGAUACCUGUUUCUGGCAAGACUGCAUUUGUGUUGUCGCAUGGCUGGAUUUUCCUGACUGGUUUCUCUGUUCUUAUUCUUUCACUGAGUUGCAAGAUCGGAAGCAUCAUGUAUACUGGUAAAUGACUACAAAUAAGGUUGACGGCUACUAGAGAAUAAGGAGCAGUCAGUUAAGUAUAAUUUAGUGUUUGGUGGUACUCAUUGAAUGAGUAGGAUCCCGUGACUUUGUAGAUAUUUUUAUGGUACCUUAGUCAAUCUGAUCUAUACAUUCUUCAUCGUAAAAUAUACAACAUUUUUAGGGUGCCUACAGAUAGAGUAAUAGCAAAUACUGUCUUCGAUAAGAUUCGCGUAAUAUAUAUUAUUAGUUCAUACUUUCAAUAGUAAUAGAUGCAAAGUUCUGACUGAUAGAGGCUGUCCAUUAUUUAUUAGGUUCCAUAUGUAAUUUGAUUCACUUGGUAUAAGAACAAGUCAUCGGGUUUUUGUCUUGAUUGUAUAGUCCUCGUUAGAGUGCAUUA